Scutellospora calospora is the source of this 435-nucleotide messenger RNA. Lineage: Eukaryota; Fungi; Glomeromycota; Glomeromycetes; Diversisporales; Gigasporaceae. The record is from the annotation of a GenBank genome assembly.
AUGAAGCUUAGUAAUAAAGCAAGAAACUUGAGAGCUGAAGAUCAUUACUUAUCUAAAGCUAUGCAUACCAGUUUAGAAAAAUUGACUGUAAAGAGAGAACUUGACUUCGAAGAAAUACCAACAGUAAAAACAAUAAAAGGUUGGAUAGGAAGAUAUAGUGCAAAUUUCAAAAGAGAGGCAUCAGAAAGAGUGCUGUCAGGAAAUAAUGAUCAUAUUGCAGUAGUUAACAAGAGUAGUAAACAUCAAAAAUUAUAUCAAGACAAGAUCCAUUCCUUGUAUUCUAUUCUCAAUAUGAUACGUGAAAAACUUAUUAAAGAGAUGAAAUCCCCAAAACAAUCGGGGAUAUUUGCUGGUAAGAAAGAUCAGCAAAGAGUUGAUAUCAUUAAAGGCAAUAAUAAAGACAGUAUUACUUCAACAUCUUAUAAUAAAAUAUAA